This is a messenger RNA of Meyerozyma guilliermondii ATCC 6260, 2517 nucleotides long. It is a transcript of the gene MCD4, whose product is annotated as mannose-ethanolamine phosphotransferase. Lineage: Eukaryota; Fungi; Ascomycota; Pichiomycetes; Serinales; Debaryomycetaceae. Bases 1 to 2517 code for a protein of 838 amino acids. Gene Ontology annotation, biological process: GPI anchor biosynthetic process. Gene Ontology annotation, cellular component: endoplasmic reticulum membrane. Gene Ontology annotation, molecular function: mannose-ethanolamine phosphotransferase activity. The record is from RefSeq and is a predicted model, not a curated record. The transcript has a single exon.
AUGCGUGAUAGACAGCUCCUUAUCAUCGUAGGGGUUCUUUUUCACUUCUUCUACCUAUGGUCCAUAUUCGAUAUCUACUUCGUGCUGCCAUUGGUUCAUGGUAUGAAAAAUCACAAAUCCACAGAUUCACCUCCAGCGAAGCGUUUAUUCUUGAUUGUGGGAGAUGGACUUCGAGCAGACAAGACUUUUCAAAAGCUUACGCACCCACGGACUGGAGAAUACAAAUACUUGGCUCCUUACCUCAGAAGCCUUGCUCUUGAGCAAGGAACUUGGGGCAUCUCCAAUACCAGAAUGCCUACAGAAUCGCGUCCGGGCCACGUUGCUAUGAUUGCCGGGUUCUACGAAGAUGUCUCUGCUGUUACCAAGGGCUGGAAAGAAAAUCCCGUUGACUUUGACCUGUUUUUCAACCAGUCGACCCAUACCUAUUCGUUUGGUUCUCCCGAUAUCCUUCCCAUGUUUGCAUACGGCGACAACGUGGUUCCAGGAAGAAUUGAUUGUCAUAUGUACGGGCAUGAAUUCGAAGAUUUUACCCAAAGUUCAAUUGAGUUGGACUCGUUCGUAUUCAGACAUUUUGACGAACUCAUGGCAAAUCUGACCACCAAUAGCACAUUGCACGACGAAUUGCACCAAGAAGGUAACGUCUUUUUCCUUCAUUUGUUAGGUCCUGAUACUGCUGGUCAUGCCUAUAGACCAUAUUCCGCCGAAUACUACGACAACAUCGAGUAUAUCGACGGUAUGUUGCAAAAAUUAGUUCCUAAAAUUCAUGAAUUUUUUGGAGACGAGGAAAGCGCUUUCGUUUUUACAGCCGACCAUGGAAUGUCGGAUUUCGGCUCUCAUGGUGAUGGGCAUCCUGACAAUACUCGUACGCCUCUUAUUGCUUGGGGAGCUGGAAUCAAUAAGCCAAAACGAGUCGACGAUCUUUCAGACCCAGCUGCUCAACUUGAAAAACAGCACCCUUCUAACAGUGGUUACGAAGACACUUACUUUGAUACGUGGGAACUUGACCAUCUUGUAAGAAAUGAUGUUAAACAGGCCGAUAUUGCCCCAUUGAUGGCAUACCUCAUUGGAGCUAAUUACCCUGCCAACUCAGUAGGCGAGUUACCUCUUGCAUACCUUGACUCGAAGCCAGUGGAAAAAGCAAAGGCGCUCUAUGCCAACGCAUUGGGUAUCAUCGAGCAGUAUCAUGUCAAAGAAUCUGAGGUCUAUGAACAUCAGCUUGGAUUCAAACCAUAUGCUCCAUUCGAGCAAAAGUCAGUGGACGAAUAUCGCCUUCAAAUCGAGCUCCUCAUCAAUUCAAUCGAAGGGGGAACUACCUCUGAAGUUGAAGCCAACCUUAAAGAGGCGAUAGAACUCUCCGAAGAAUUAAUGAAAAUGGCCUUGGAGGGAUUAAUUUACCUUCAAACUUACAAUUGGCUCAUGUUGCGCUCGAUUGUGACCCUAGGCUUCCUUGGAUGGAUCGUCUAUUCUUUCAUCAUCUUCUUGAAGCUCUUUAUUCUUGACGAGGCAACCAUUACUUCCACCACGGCGUCGCCAAUUCUCAACUUUGUCUUUGGGUCUUUGGCUGCUGGUAUCAAUUACCUUCUCUUUUUCCAAGACUCUCCAUUCAAUUACUACAUGUAUGCUGCGUUUCCGUUGUACUUCUGGUACACGAUUUUGCAUGAGAAAGACAACUUGGUGAAUGGACUCAAUAUCUUGUUGAAUGGAAUCAGUGCGACCACGAGAGUAUUACUUUCUGUUGCUUUUGUGGGCAUGUAUGAAGGAAUUGUGUACGGGUUUUUCAAGAGGAUCAUGUUCUCUAUCUUGUUCAUGUUUGUCGGAUUAUAUCCAUUUGGUUUCAGCGAAAAGCAAGUUAAGAUACAUGAAAAGGUUUUGUGGCUCAUGAGUUGCUCGGCUAUGUGUGUAUUCACUAACUUAGACCCUGUCAAAACAGAAAGUUUGGCACAGAUAAAUUGUGGAGCAGCUGCUGCCUUCUUAACAGGAGUUAGUGGAACUUUAAAGGUUUUGAAGAACAGACCAGCUCCCUUGAUUAAAGCAUUGAUUGUUUGUCAACUUCUUGCUAUAGUCGUGAUAACAUACGCAACCAAUGUGUCCGUUGUGUCGCUUCAAGCCAGAGAUGGUUUACCUUUGAGCUCACAAGUGAUCGGUUGGGUGACUUUUGUCGUUUCGUUGGUGGUGAUUCCUCCCUUGUACGCAUUGUCUCCUUCUAAGGACUAUCAAAUUAGACUUUUGACAAUCUUUUUGGCAUUCGCUCCAACCUUUAUCAUUUUAACCAUCUCGUUCGAAACCUUGUUCUACGUUGGAUAUUCCUUGGUCCUCUUGCAAUGGUUAAUGAUAGAGCAGAAGGUGUCUCGGAAGAACAACAAAACACAAAAUGGUGCUUUACCAGAAGGAUACUUGGAUCCAAGUGCUCAGGAUCUCUAUUGUGGGAUUCUUCUUUUUACAAUUUGCAUUUUUUGGGCACUGGAAAUAUCGCAUCCAUUUUCAUCAUUUCUCAUUGGAUUCUGGUAUAUCGCUUGA